AUGAAGGCUUACAUGGUUUUUACCAAGUUUAGAUUGUCUUCGUCUGUGAUCAUUUCAGCACUUUCAGGUUAUCUUUUCGCUGGAGGUAGCGGAGGCUGGGAAAUUUUCUGUUUACUUUUUGGUGGAAUGUUGGUCACAGCCGCAUCGAAUGGAUCCAAUCAAAUUUGGGAAAGAAACCUCGAUGGGAUGAUGGGGCGAACAGCAAAGCGUCCAUUACCUACCGGACAGAUGACGGUCAAUGAGGCUGUCAUUGUGGUGGGAGUAUGUUUGAUCGUUGGUCUCGGACUUUUAUCAACCUUGAAUUUAUAUUCUGUACUGCUGGGAUUCGCAGCGUACAUUUCAUACGUAUUUAUGUAUACUCCGAUGAAGCGAAAGUCUUCAUGGGCAGUAUUUGUUGGGGCAUUCCCAGGAGCAAUUCCUCCAAUGCUUGGAGCGAUCGCACAUACCAAUGAGUUUGGUUUGGUUCCUGGAGUCUUAUUCUUUGUUCAGUUCACCUGGCAGUUCCCGCAUUUCUGGGCAAUUGCAUGGGUAGCGUUCGAUGAUUACAAAGCAGGAGGGUUUUCUCUUCUACCGUCAAAAUCUGGAAAAUCGAAAAAUUCAGCUUUUCAGAUUGUGGCGUAUUCUUUGGCACUCAUUCCAUUCAGUUUGUUGCCAUGGAUUCUGGGUUGGACAGGUAACAUUUCGAUGAUUAUCGCAACGGCUCUGGGAGCGGGGUUCUUCUUCUAUGCUUACCGCCUGUUUCUCACACUUGACGACAAGGAUGCUAAAAAACUAAUGUUUGCAUCAUUCUUUUAUGUUUUCGAUAAAGUCGAAGGGAUGAUGCCGUAA
Molecule: messenger RNA, 828 nt
Organism: Exaiptasia diaphana
Lineage: Eukaryota; Metazoa; Cnidaria; Anthozoa; Actiniaria; Aiptasiidae
Product: protoheme IX farnesyltransferase-like
Exons: 1
Coding region: 1-828 (275 amino acids)
Biological process (GO): heme biosynthetic process
Cellular component (GO): membrane
Molecular function (GO): protoheme IX farnesyltransferase activity
Source: RefSeq, a predicted model, not a curated record